Phalaenopsis equestris is the source of this 1005-nucleotide messenger RNA. RefSeq names its product glucan endo-1,3-beta-glucosidase-like. Gene Ontology annotation, biological process: carbohydrate metabolic process. Gene Ontology annotation, molecular function: hydrolase activity, hydrolyzing O-glycosyl compounds. Lineage: Eukaryota; Viridiplantae; Streptophyta; Magnoliopsida; Asparagales; Orchidaceae. Gene Ontology annotation, cellular component: plasma membrane. The record is from RefSeq and is a predicted model, not a curated record. The transcript is spliced from 2 exons. Bases 1 to 1005 code for a protein of 334 amino acids.
AUGGCCGCAAACAAUAGCUUCAUCUCUAUUGUGGCCACUGGAUUGCUUCUUAGCUUACUCAUUGCAGAUGUGGAAUCCAUUGGAGUGUGCUACGGUAGAGAUGGGAACAAUCUCCCUCCGCCAAAUGAAGUCAUCGUCCUGUACAAAUCGAACAAUAUAAGAGGGAUUCGACUGUAUGAUUUCAACCAAGAUGCCUUCCAAGCCCUCAGAGGCACAAACAUUGAGGUCAUCGUUGACAUCCCUGACCCCUCAGCUUUCGCAUCCGAUCCCUCUGCCGCAUUUUCAUGGGUUGAGAAUAACAUCAAAGCCUUCCAAGAUGUUAACUUCCAUUACAUAGCAGUUGGUAACGAGCUAAUCCCUGGCCCGGAUGCACACAACAUCCUGCCAGCAAUGCAAAAUCUACAUAACGCUUUGCAGGCUGCCGGACUUCAAGAUCGGAUCAAAGUCUCGACAUCGAUCUCCACUGGUGUUUUCGGUAACUCCUACCCUCCCUCUGCCGGUGUCUUCUCCUCAGACGCCCUCGCCACUCUCCAACCAAUCAUCGGUUUCCUCAAUGCCAAUGGCUCCCCACUCCUCGUCAAUGUAUACCCAUACUUUAGCUACCUCGGUGAUACAAACAAUAUCUCCCUCGACUAUGCGCUCUUCACUUCAUCCGGAACGGUGGUUCAAGAUGGGCAGCUGCAAUAUCAAAAUCUGUUUGAUGCGAUUAUGGACACACUCUACUCGGCGCUCGAGAAGGUGGGUGGCGGAGGCAUCACCAUUGUGGUGUCGGAGAGUGGUUGGCCGUCGGACGGGAAUGGUAUAGCCACACCGCAGAAUGCACAGACCUAUAUCUCCAACCUCAUACAACAUGCUGGUCGGGGAACUCCCAAGAGACCCGGGAAGUUCAUUGAAGUCUAUUUAUUUGCCAUGUUUGAUGAGAACCUCAAAGAACCACAUGGGACUGAGAAUCAUUAUGGGUUGUUCAGUCCUGGCAAACAACCCAAAUAUUCUCUCAACUUUUAA